CGGUCAUGUGAUCAGCUGUGUCCAAUCACAGCUGAUCACAUGGGACAUGUACACUGAUCAUCAGGGCACUGAUGAUCAGUGUGCCCUGAUGAUCAGUGUAGCCCCAGAAGUGCCACAUGUCAGUGUCCAUCAGUGCCUUAUGUCAGUGCUCAUCAGUGCCACGUGCCAGUGCCCAUCAGUGCCUACCAGUGCACAUCAAUGCCACAUAUCAGUGCCCAUCUGAGCUGCCUUUCAGUGUCACCCAUCAGUGCCAGUCAGUGCCACCUAUCAAUGCCAAUCAGUACCACCUAUCAGUGCUUCCAAUCAGUGCCAUCUAUCAGUGCCAGUCAGUG
Molecule: messenger RNA, 332 nt
Organism: Staurois parvus
Lineage: Eukaryota; Metazoa; Chordata; Amphibia; Anura; Ranidae
Source: the annotation of a GenBank genome assembly